Molecule: messenger RNA, 2394 nt
Organism: Helianthus annuus (common sunflower)
Lineage: Eukaryota; Viridiplantae; Streptophyta; Magnoliopsida; Asterales; Asteraceae
Exons: 4
Coding region: 1-2394 (797 amino acids)
Molecular function (GO): nucleic acid binding
Source: RefSeq, a predicted model, not a curated record
AUGGUGUUGAUGCGCGCUCCUCAUGAAAACGAUUUUUAUGUACUAGACAUGAGCGUUGCAACAACGACAGACAAAAAGGCUCAAUUCUUUGUGAGUAAGACGAAGGCAACGGAAAAAGAAUCCAUCAUGUGGCAUCAUAAAAUGGGGCAUAUUCACUUGAGAAAGAUGAACUUUUUAGUUCAUAAUGAUCUUGUCGAAGGUGUUAAUUUGAAAAGCUUCCAUCUUAACGAUGAUUGUAUUGAAUGCAAGAAAGGGAAACAGACGAAGAAAUCGCACCCGAAAAAGCUCUUAAACUCCAUCAGAUUACCGCUCGAAAGACUCCAUAUGGCUCUUUUCGGACCGGUAAAUGUGAAAAGCAUAAGUGGAGAUCUAUAUUGUUUAGUUGUUACUGACGACUUUACAAGAUUCUCCUGGGUGAUGUUUUUAGAAAGAAAAGACGAAACGUUUGAUUCUUUGAUGAAGUUAUUUAGGAAGUUGGAAAAUCUUUACAAACUGCCGAUUAGACGUAUUCGAAGCGACAAUGACACAGAAUUCAAGAACAACCGUUACGCUAGUCCGUUGAAGAGAGUUUUUGUUCCGAGUUUGGGGAAGAUCAUACAAGUUCAGCAUGUUGACUGUCAACAGCAUACAGCUCCGACUCAACUUCCCGGAAACAGGUUGCUAUUUGAUUACGAAAAUCUUUGGGAGUCAUUCCAUCUAUCGACAGAGCCGAAUGAGGAGGAACUGGCGUUCUUAUACCAACAACAGCAGUCUCUUUCACAAGAACAAGUGCCGAGACCAUUGGUAGUUUCCUCGCCCACCGUGGGUUCAAAUGAUCAUGAGGCUGGUCCUAGUGGAACUAUACACGUACCCCCAGAAGAAACAGCUCCAGUAUUUGAUCAGUCGGACGACUCAGAAUCGGAAACUGAUCCGAUUUAUGACGAGGAACCAAAUAUUGAGACUUCAAAUGCUGAUGAUCACACGGGUAAUCAGAAUAUAACAAAUUUGCAAUUGGAAGUGAGCGUACCGGAUACAGUCAUGCCAAGAACGUUAUCUUACCAUCCAUCAAAACAAAUCAUUGGUGACCUUCAAAGCGGCGUAGAGCCAAAAACUUACAAAGAAUCAUUAACCGAAGAGAUUUGGGUAUAUGCAAUGCAAGAAAAGCUUCUACAGUUUGAGAAGCUUGGAGUGUGGAGGUUGGUUGAUCUCCCGGCAGAUCAAAAGUUGAUCAAGACCAAGUGGGUCUUCAAAUGUAAACGAGAUGAUAGAGGGGUUAUUCAAGCCCCGAGAGCCUGGUACGAGACGCUUUCACCGCAUCUGCUGACCAACGGGUUCACCAGAGGGACUGUCGAUAGUACCCUGUUCACUAAAGAGGUUGCAGGACAUCUCCUGAUCGUGCAAAUUUAUGUUGACGAUAUAAUUUUCGGAUCAACGAAUGAUGAGUUGUGCAAAGAAUUUGAGAAGGUCAUGAAGAAGAAGUUUGAAAUGAGUUCAAUGGGGGAGAUGAAGUUCUUUCUCGGGCUUCAAGUUGAGCAACUGCCUGAUGGAAUCUUCGUACACCAGAAAAAGUAUGUGAAUGAUGUGUUGGACAAAUUCAACAUGUCCGAAUCAUCUCCCAUCUCAACCCCCCUGGCUUUGAAUCAUGGGAUCGAUAAUGUAUCUGACAGCGUCACGACCGGACAUGGUGAGAAAGUGGAUGAAACGCUUUAUAGGUCAAUCAUUGGAUCGCUAAUGUAUCUGACAGCGUCACGACCGGACAUCAUGUAUCCAACAUGCCUCUGCGCCCGGUACCAGUCAGGUCCGAGAAAAUCACACAUGAUGAUAGUGAAGAGGAUCUUACGGUAUCUCAAAGGUUAUCCAAGCAUCGGCUUGUGGUAUCCUCGAUCCGGUGACUUCUCUCUAACUGGAUAUUCUAACUCUGACUUCGGGUGCUGUAAGUUGAACGCAAAGUCCACAACUCCUGGUUGUCAGUUCUUUGGAACUCGGCUAAUCACUUGGCAGUGUAAGAAACAAACCACAGUCGCUCUCUCGAUUUGUGAGGCUGAAUACGUUUCGGCUUCCAGCUGUUGUUCUCAGAUCCUCUGGAUCCAACAACAAAUGAGGGACUAUGGUUUGCAAUUCUUAGACACACCAAUUUUUGUGGACAAUGAGGCAGCCAUUAAUAUCACUAAAAAUCCGGUUCAACACUCUAAAACAAAACAUAUUGAGAUUCGACAUCAUUUUAUUCGUGAUUGCUACGAGAAGAAAUUGAUUCGAAUUGAUCAUAUACACACCGAUGAUCAGAGAGCUGAUUUUUACACAAAAGCCUUUGAUAAAACAAGAUUUAGUUAUCUUUUGAAAUUGAACGGGUUAAAGAAUUUAUUUUCUAGGAGGGUGGUAGAGUGUGUAGCCGAGGAGGACGGCGAUCAGAAGUGA